AUGGCGGCCAUCAAUCGGAAUAUGUUUGAGGCCGGCAUCACCACGGACUUGCCCCGUGGUGCUUCGUUGAUGGUUCUGCCGCUGAACUUGAUCGCCCAGAUUGUGACGAAUGUCGACGACACCGCCGACCUGGCCCGAUUAUGCCGAACAUGUCGCGUCCUCAAUUACAUGGCCCUCCCACAACUAUAUACCAGCUUAACCCUGACCUCCUACGACAAAAUUCGAUAUCGUGGCGAGCAACCGGAGGGCAGCGGCAGCGCCAGCCCCUUCACAAUGGGGCUCAAUGCGGUCAUAACCCGGCCUUAUGCGACUCUUGUACGAUCAAUCACCCUGCGCGGCGACUGGAAAGAAAGUGACUUAGAGGAACACGCGCAAGUGGGUCGAGUACCGGACUCGUCUAUGCUGCUGAAUAUUGCGGUGCGAGCAGCGGUGGAUCGCAUGACCCAUUUGGAGAGCUUCAGUUGGGAACUCAAUACGAAGAUGCUGGAGACUGUAUAUACUGGGUUGACCCAGCUCCCCCGACUCAAAUCGUUGACGAUCCGCUUCCCCUCCUCCCGCCAUCCACAGCCCACAUUCGUGCUUCCAGGCAUGCCGCACCUGCAGUGCCUCAAAAUCACCGAUAUCGACCCUCUCUGUUAUCCCGAUGACAUUGCGACCAUGUUGCUGAAGAGCAAGAAGCUCCGCGAACUGAAACUACACUGGUCACCCCGCAUGCGAAGUGCGCAGGAACCCAGUGUCUCUCUACACGAUUAUUUCCGGAAAUGUAUAGCCGCCAAACAACCUCUCCCGGUGAGAAAGCUGUGUUUCCAAAAUCUGUAUGCAUUCCACAGUGAGGAUUUUAAUAUCGCAUUUGAUCCCACGACUGUCGAAGAGGUCGUCUUUCUGAGUGGGACGGACAGCCUGGGAUUGGUCAACACAUUUGUCGAGAACAGCUGGCCGACAGUAGUGCCGCAUAAAAAGCUCAAGAUCAAGUCCAUGCGAAUGGAUGCAAUUUCAAAACGCAACUCGGAAUUUCUCGGCAACUUCAGAGGCCUUGAGCGGUUAUAUUUUGUUAACGUCACCGCGGAUUCGCCUGACUGCCGUAAUUCACCUCGGCCGCAUGCAGGGUCAAAUCCUGCUGCCCUCACACCUCCGGUCUCGGACUAUCCGAACGGGACAGCAGUCAACUCCCCCACUACAGCAGCCUCGCCGGCCAGCCAACUGAACAUGGCGCUUGCUGUACGCGAUAGUUACUUGGCUAACAUCACAAUGAACCAUGGCGCAAGCUUGCGCCAUCUACUUCUCUCCUCGAAAUGGCCUCUCUCCACCGCCAUGAUAGCUCGCCUCGUCCAUAGUUGCCCGAAUCUGGAACAAUUGGCCCUUGCAACGGAAUUCUCAAGCAUGGAUUCCCUCGGGUUGUUAGUGCCAUUCCUUCGAAAUCUAGUGGCGCUCCGGCUUUUGAUCCCAGCGGGCUCGCCGCCACCUCAACACGGCUCGACGGGCAAUAACGCACCUCGGCAACCGCUGCAGAGAAACCGUCCAGGAAAAAUAAAAGAUCUCAGCAGGCCGGAAGGAUCUUUCGCAUGGUUCAAAGAAAUCGAGGAAAUAAUGCUCAAUGCGCAUAGUCUACUUGAUUUGGUUGAGCUGGAUGACGAGCUCCUCAUGAAAUUAAUGAGCUAUGAUCUCGCAGAUAAAAACGUCUUCGGAAAUGUCAAGCUUGUCGGAAUGGGCUGGAAGGUCUUCGAGUUGCGGGAUUUCUACAAAGCACCCAUUGAAUCUCGCGAGGAGCCUGUCACACAAUCACCGGCUGUUGGCCGUACCGAGUCCGAAGUCGAAAUUCCGACUCACGGAACCAACGGCUUGAAUGGUGAUUUGAGCACACCGAGACAGGCUGAUGAUUCGAAACCCACAACUCCCAUUCUUCCAACAAACGGCCUUGAUACUGCCCGCGUAUCACAAUCAGCCUCGGUUUCUUCGUGGUCAACGCCAGGUCCCAACCCAACAUCGACGUUGGGGAAACGGAAUAGGGACGACGAUGACAACGGCACACGACAAUCACCCUCUGAUCUCCAGGAGGGGACCAACACCCGAUCACCAAAUUUCAUCAAAAGUGGCUGCUUCCCACCUAUCAUCACUGAAGACGGCCAAGUCAUAAGGCGAGCUAUGCGGCGGGUUGGUUGGGAAAUCCUUCAACACUGGGAGAUUUGGGCGUUGGAUGCGCAGGAGAUAUGA
Penicillium maclennaniae is the source of this 2211-nucleotide messenger RNA. RefSeq lists its product as uncharacterized. The coding region runs from base 1 to 2211 and encodes 736 amino acids. Gene Ontology annotation, molecular function: protein binding. The transcript is spliced from 3 exons. The record is from RefSeq and is a predicted model, not a curated record. Lineage: Eukaryota; Fungi; Ascomycota; Eurotiomycetes; Eurotiales; Aspergillaceae.